CCAUUUUUAUAUUCAACAAAUAAAUUAUGUUCAAAAUACAUGGCGAAUGUGUGGAAGGGUCCUGUGUUAAAAAAAGCGGAGGCGGCGAAGAAAAAGGCGUGGACAAGCUUUUUAAACCGCUUCCCCAAAGCGGACAAAAGCCGGUUCAUCUCACAAGCAACGAUCGACAAGAAAAAGAACGUGACCGCAGAGGUGUUUUUCAAAGAAAGCGAAGACUCGUUUCAAAGCGUCUUUGGUUCAGACAGGUGGUAUUGGAGCGCGGAAAUGAAAGAAGCGCUUGGUUUGGGAGACAGCGGGGGUUUUCCUUACCAACUGGCGCCGCUUGGCUCAAAAAUUUCCUUGCCCAUCCCUGCCGUACCUUUCGACGGCAAAGUGCCAAGCUUCAAGAAAAUAUUUGACGCCCUGAUACAAAUCUACGUCACGCCUGACCAAUAUUUCACAACCAAAUUAAGAGAAACAUUUCAAGACACAAAACUCAAACACACGACUGCAACUGAAUCAAAACACUGGCAAGGAGGGCCAGACAUGAAAUAUUGGCCGCAGCAGCUCAACUUCGCGGCUUUCUGCGCGACACAGGGGUGCGGAGUGUCUCGCGAAAUCUUCGACAGCGGGAUGAAUCUCCCCCCGCAGGUAAGAGCUUUCUACAAAUUCCACGUGUAUUUCACGGUCAGGCGAAUUCUGUUCCAGCUAGGAGGUGUUCAGAGCAUAAGCGCUUUGCCGGGAGACCCGACGUUCGACCAAAUGAAAAACCAUUACGACGUCGCUUCGUACAAAAGGAUAUGCGGCAAGUUCGGCAUAGACGCAUCAAGCGACAUUAGGUUAACUUCGGGCGCAAAUAGUGGUUUGGGGGUGUUGUACGUUAAGCCUUGGGGAGAAGCGCCAACAAAAACGGGUUAUAAGUAUCCUGAUUGGAACAAGUUCACCGACGAAGGUGGAAAACUGGAUAAGGGUGACCUUAUUGAGUUUAUACGGCCCGAUGUUUUUGGAGAUCGGCAGUUCGACUGGUUUGCACCUAACACCGCAAACGGUUUGACGCAGGCGAGCUUGUCGAGAAUCAACCAGUCAAUUGAGGCUUUCGUUUACUGCGUCCUUGGCACGCAAGUCAACGUCCGCAGCAGCAUUCUCGGUGCGGGCGGUUGGGCGAGAGAAGCCCAAAGCAAGUUGUUGGUGCUGAUGGAAAGCGCGAUCAGACAGCCAGACUUGGCCGCGAGCGUGCAAAGGUACCAGCUUGCGGUGGACCAAGCGAAGGUCAGGCUCAAUCUGGGUGUUGCCCCCAUGGCCUGACUGAUGCCCGCGCAAAUGAU
Molecule: messenger RNA, 1304 nt
Organism: Orbicella faveolata
Lineage: Eukaryota; Metazoa; Cnidaria; Anthozoa; Scleractinia; Merulinidae
Source: RefSeq, a predicted model, not a curated record